Molecule: messenger RNA, 2145 nt
Organism: Oreochromis aureus
Lineage: Eukaryota; Metazoa; Chordata; Actinopteri; Cichliformes; Cichlidae
Product: lymphocyte antigen 75-like
Exons: 5
Coding region: 302-1303 (333 amino acids)
Source: RefSeq, a predicted model, not a curated record
AGUGCUGCACUGGACUCUGAUCAACAACAUGACAGGAGUACCAGGACCACACCUGCUCACUCCCUCAUGCUCUCACUGUGUGCUGGAUGGAGACAGUGAGCAGUGCUGUGAGCAGACUUUACUGUGGAAGAUAAGAUGUGAGCUCACAGCUGUGCAGGGAGAGCACACAGUGAGGUUUUGCAUACAUCAGCAUUUCCACUGAAGUGAUGAAGCAGCUUUGAAUGUGUGUUAAUGAGUCUAAGCAGCAAACAGAGAUCAGUGAGUGAAUCUGCUGACACACAGAAUCCAGAGCAGCAGCAUCAUGGAGAGGAUCCUGCUGUGUGUCUGCUGCUUCUCAGGCUGGCUCGUCUCCACAUGCUGUCCCCGUCAGUACCACUAUGUUGAUGAUGCAAAGACUUGGACUGAAGCUCAGAGCUACUGCCAACAGACUCACACAGACCUGGUCUCCAUCGAGAACACUGAAGAAAUGAAGCAGCUGAACAGCACAGUUUCAUCUGCCGCUCACAGCUCUGAGCUCUGGAUCGGUCUGUACAGUCAGAUCAGGUGGAGGUGGUCAGAUGGGCUCACAGGGAGUGGAGCUGACUACAGGAACUGGGACACUUCUGAAUAUGAACCAGAUUUUUACUCUGGGGUUCAGUUCUGUGUGUCCUCUUUAGAAGGAAAAUGGUGGGAUUUUCAGUGCAGAGAGAAGCUCCAGUUUAUUUGCUACAGAGGAUCUCAGAUGAACCCUGAGUUUGAUUUGGUGGAUAAAGAAAUGAGUUGGUCCGAUGCUCAGAGGUACUGCAGGGAGAACUUCUUGGACCUGGCCACUGUCAAGAACCCCGGAGAGAACCAACAAGUCCAUGAAAAGGCUCAGAGUAAAAGGGUGUGGAUUGGCCUGCACAGAGAGCCACACAUUUACUGGUCUGAUGGCACAAAGUACUCAUUCUCAAACUGGGCCAGUGGGAUGAACCCGUUUAGGGGUAUGAGUAAGAUCUGUGCAGCUCUGACUCGUUCAGGAGAAUGGAAGACUUUGUCCUGUGAAACAAGAUUACCAUUUGUCUGCUACAGCCUCCCUACACCUGUAAAGAGGCAGGUAGUGAAGCUCACAGUACAUGUGGAGGACCCUCCUGUGGAUCUGAAUGACUCUGCUGUGAAAGCAGAACUGCUGACAAGGGUGAAGGAGCAGCUGAAGAAGAAAGGAGUGGGUGGAGUCAGUGUGAGGUGGAGAGUGCAGCCGUACGGGAAGCUCUUGGCUGGAGAUGGAAGAAGAAAGAAGACUCUGAGAGAAAAAGAAAAAUGUUUCAAAAGCUUUUCUGCUUGAAUCAUGUGACAGCCAAUUAAACUUUAUUAUCCACACGUCAUUCUCCCAGCUGUGUCUGAGCACAGAUGUGGGCUAACAUCUGUUUUUAGGCUCUUCUGUCACAGUGUUUGUGGGCGUGGCCUCUUCUUUGGCUUUCAUACAGAUAAAUGCAGACGUGUUUGUGAGCUACAGGUUUCUGCUGACACAUGUUCACUUUUGGAAAUCAGAGGGACAAACAUGCUGGUCACCCCAGUCACCAUGGAAACAAGCACAGGAAAUACAGCAGGCUGAAACUGUCUUGGUCCUGGCUCUUUGAAUUUCUGGACUUUAAAUAUUUUCUAUGUGAUUAUUAGUUUGCUGAUUGUUCCUAUUUCAUCUUCGUGUUAUUCCUCAGUGUUUCAGUCUGGAGGGUUUAUUUCCAGUUACUGUUGAUGUUGCUUUAUUUUAUUCCUUCACUGUUUCCCGUCUCAUCCUCCUGUGAUAAGUUCCUUCAUGUGUCUGUACUUGUACUGUCAUGUACUUAUGGUUCGCCCUUCCUGUUUUAUUUUUUUGUCAUUGUUUUAAAUCACAUGACAGAAACCAGCGACGGCCAAAUAAAACUUUAUGAAGCAUUGAAGCUCGUAUUUAAAAAAACGGUUCAUUACUCAAAGCUUUCUAACACAAUUCUCUUUUGUGGCAUCCAGUGGACAAAAUGCAAGGAGCAGCUUAAAUCUACAAAUUAAAAUGAGCUGCUUCAUUAUGAUUGUCUACUCUGCAGAGCUAAGUUGGCAGCUUCUAUUCAAUAUCAUGUUACAGUUCUGAUAUCAGGCUACUGUUUAUGUUUUCUGAUUAAUAAAUAAUUAUGAUGACUGAACCAUACUUGU